AUGGAUCUUCAUUUGGCGGGUGACGCUCGAAAAGAAAGGUUAGUAGAGCAUGAAGAACUUCGAUUUGACGCUUAUGAGAGUUCGAGACUAUACAAAGAGCAAACAAAGAAAUGGCAUGAUCACCGGAUUCAACAACGAGAAUUUUGGGAUGGAGACAAAGUCUUGUUGUACAACUCAACACUAAAGCUCUUCCCUGGAAAGUUAAAGUCCAAGUGGUCGGGUCCCUUCUCAGUGUUGAAGACUACUCCCUAUGGGGUUUAUGAGGUUUUGGGUGAGAACGGUCCAUUUUGGGUGAACGGUCAGAGAUUGAAGCUCUAUCAUGAUAAUCAUGCCGUUGGUUUCAUUGGUUGUUUGAUUCUUCACUCACCCGAGCGACUCUCAUGA
Beta vulgaris subsp. vulgaris (sugar beet) is the source of this 384-nucleotide messenger RNA. RefSeq lists its product as uncharacterized. The record is from RefSeq and is a predicted model, not a curated record. The transcript has a single exon. Lineage: Eukaryota; Viridiplantae; Streptophyta; Magnoliopsida; Caryophyllales; Amaranthaceae. The coding region runs from base 1 to 384 and encodes 127 amino acids.